This is a messenger RNA of Tupaia belangeri chinensis (Chinese tree shrew), 2653 nucleotides long. RefSeq names its product VPS33B late endosome and lysosome associated (gene VPS33B). Lineage: Eukaryota; Metazoa; Chordata; Mammalia; Scandentia; Tupaiidae. Gene Ontology annotation, biological process: vesicle-mediated transport. The transcript is spliced from 23 exons. Bases 639 to 2357 code for a protein of 572 amino acids. The record is from RefSeq and is a predicted model, not a curated record.
UGAGCCUCUUACCAUGUGGUCCACCAGUGAGAUCCAGUUAACUUAACUAGCUGGCCACAGACUGGCCCAAGCUGUUAUUUAAUGUCACUGUUCCACAUGAGAAUAGAAGGUCCUUAAGCAUGGGUAUCAUGGGUUUUAUUCAACACUAUAUCUGAGUACCUAAGCACCAUGCCACCACCUGGCCUAGACUGACCUCUUAAUACAUUGCCAUCCACAUGCUACCCAUUGGUCCUAAUUGGGAGGAAUCUUCUGAUGACUUCUCCCUCCCUGUCACUAACCCUGACUUUGUUCUCUUAACCCAUGAAAGAGCAGCCUCAGGAGUGAUAGUUGCUGGAGUCAAGAUGACAGGAACUGUGAGCGGGUGAGCGGGAAGAUGGAAGUGAGGACUGCCCUGGGUUUUCUAAACUCUCCGCAUUGAACUUAUCUGUAAUUAGAAGGGAAAUGCUAUUUGGAAAGCUCCUCAGUAGUUAGUUGAGGUACAGGAUGCAAAGUGGGUUUUGUUUUGGUUGGCUUUGCUCAGCAGUACACCAGGGGUUGGUGGGAGGCGGAGUGGAAGAAGCGGUGAAGAAGAGGAUCGAUAAUGCAGAGGAAGAUCACAGCUUCCUGGAAAAAAGGAUCUGUUCAUUGAGGCCGAUCUUAUGAGUCCUUUGGAUCGAAUUGCCAACGUCUCCAUCCUGAAGCAACAUGAGGUUGACAAGCUGUACAAGGUGGAGAAUAAGCCAGCCCUCAGUUCCAGUGAACAAUUGUGCUUCUUGGUCAGACCUCGUAUCAAGAAUAUGCGAUAUAUUGCCAGUCUUGUCAAUGCUGACAAAUUGGCUGGCCGAACUCGAAAAUACAAAGUGAUCUUCAGCCCUCAGAAGUUUUAUGCAUGUGAAAUGGUGCUUGAGGAAGAGGGAAUCUAUGGAGAUGUGAGCUGUGAUGAAUGGGCCUUCUCUUUGCUGCCUCUUGACGUGGAUCUGCUAAGCAUGGAACUGCCAGAAUUUUUCAGGGACUACUUUCUGGAAGGAGACCAGCGCUGGAUCAACACAGUAGCUCAAGCCCUGCACCUUCUCAGCACUCUCUAUGGACCCUUUCCCAACUGCUAUGGAAUCGGCAGAUGUGCCAAGAUGUCAUAUGAAUUGUGGAGGAAACUGGAGGAGGAGGAGGAUGGUGAAACCAAGGGCCGAAGGCCAGAGAUUGGACAUAUUUUUCUCCUGGACAGAGACAUGGACUUUGUGACGGCGCUCUGCUCCCAAGUGGUUUAUGAGGGCCUGGUAGACGACACCUUCCGCAUCAAGUGUGGGAGUGUUGACUUUGGCCCAGAAGUCACGUCCUCGGACAAGAGCCUGAAGGUGCUGCUCAACGCAGAGGACAAGGUGUUUAAUGAGAUUCGUAAUGAGCACUUCUCCAACGUCUUUGGCUUCUUGAGCCAGAAGGCUCGGAACUUGCAGGCCCAGUACGAUCGCCGGCGAGGCAUGGACAUCAAGCAGAUGAAGAACUUUGUGUCCCAGGAGCUCAAGGGACUGAAACAGGAGCACCGCCUGUUGAGUCUCCAUAUUGGGGCCUGUGAGUCCAUCAUGAAGAAGAAAACCAAGCAGGACUUCCAGGAGCUGAUCAAGACUGAGCAUGCACUGCUGGAGGGGUUCAACAUCCGGGAGAGCACCAGCUACAUUGAAGAACACAUAGAUCGGCAGGUAUCACCUAUAGAGAGCCUUCGCCUCAUGUGCCUCUUGUCCAUUACUGAGAACGGUUUGAUUCCCAAGGAUUACCGAUCUCUGAAAACACAGUAUCUGCAGAGCUAUGGUCCCGAGCACCUGCUGACCUUCUCCAAUCUGCGACGAGCCGGGCUUCUGACGGAGCAGGCCCCAGGGGAUGCCCUCACAGCAGUGGAGAGUAAAGUGAGCAAGCUGGUGACUGACAAGGCUGCAGGGAAGAUUACUGAUGCCUUCAGUUCUCUGGCCAAGAGGAGCAAUUUUCGUGCCAUCAGUAAAAAGCUAAAUUUGAUCCCACGUGUGGAUGGCGAAUAUGAUCUGAAAGUGCCCCGGGACAUGGCUUAUGUCUUCAGUGGUGCUUAUGUGCCCCUGAGCUGCCGAAUCAUCGAGCAGGUGCUGGAGCGGCGGAGCUGGCAGGGCCUGGAUGAGGUGGUACGGCUGCUCAACUGCAGUGAGUUUGCUUUCACAGACAUGACCAAGGAAGACAAGGCUUCCAGCGAGUCCCUGCGCCUCAUCUUGGUGGUAUUCUUGGGUGGUUGUACCUUCUCUGAGAUCUCAGCGCUUCGAUUCCUGGGCAGAGAGAAAGGGUACAGGUUCAUUUUUCUGACAACAGCAGUCACCAACAGUGCUCGCCUGAUGGAGGCCAUGAGUGAGGUGAAAGCAUGAAACUUUCCCAGCCAGUGUUGACGUCUUCUCUGGACACAGUCCCCAGUGGGACACAGGCAUUGGCAGCCAGCUACUCAUCAUAAAGUGUCCACUGACUGCCCUGUGAGAAGCCUGGGAGCUUGGAACUUAGAAUUUAGAGAACAUUUCUGAGGAGAGAGUUCACCUCCGCGCCCAGAACAGUUCUCUUUUCUGUUUAUGAAGUACAGUCCAUGCUGCUAAGGUAUGAGGAGAAAGAGAAGUCCUUGAUUACCCUGUUUGAGCAUCAUUGUAAAUAAAACCUCUAUGCGGAAAUGUAA